AUGAAUAUAUCCUUGGCUCUUGAAACACUUCGCAAUGCACCAAGUGAAGAUUUACGUGACCAUAUAAAUGAAGCCGUUGCGACUUUUCGAGAAAUCGAAGCGCGUCUGAAAGACGUCUGUUCCCCACAUCAUGAAAUUAUCCACGAGGUCACUUCUGUUGAGCAGCCAACCUCGAGAGAAAAUGUUGAUAAAACGGUCCCAACGCGUGCGAUGAAGCUUCUGGAUGCCUUGAACAAAACAUCACAUUGGACAAUAAAGUCUAUCAAACUUCAACCAGAACAUGUCUUGAGGUUGAAACGUCCAUUUGUUCUCGAUAGGAGGCUUGCCGAUAUUCACAGGGUUGAGGGGGAUCCCAAGGCCAAGAACAAAUCUAAGAUGGUGAGGGGUCUUGCUCAGCGCUCGCUAGCACUACAAGGAGAGAGGGCCGGCUUUUUGGAUGUUGAAAAUAUGUGCGAGAUUGCUUCUUGUAUGAGGAAGAAAAAGGUCAACCGAGGACGACAGGGAACCAUUUCCUCCUAUGUGACUGAUGAAUUGGCUAUACAGGAGGAGGACAAAAGUUUUGCCACCAGAGCCGUCCAAGCGGGCAUGAGGCAGUUGGUAGUGGAACGAAUGCUCAAAAAAAGGCUUGAAGGAGAAGGGUACUCUACAACGGCAUCGGGAAUAUCUGCCUUUACAGCUCUCGCUGUCCGGCCGUUUAGGUCUCUAAAUUACAGCGAAAUUCCAGAGUUUCUGGAUCUUCUGCUUGGCUCGACUUCAAUUGAUUCGUCACUCUCAGAGGGUGGCCCAGCGACGGACGGCAGUCCCCCGGUAUCCAUCGCAGAUAUCAUUCAAGAGACUUCAGUAUGGUUUGAUCGUCUGCAGACACAUUACGAUAAAUUCGUUGAUCCUUGUACACUUUCGGAGGAACAGCGACUCGGCAGCUUACUUUCACCCCUCUUGAGUAAUAAUAGGAGUAUGAGUCACCCGCCUGAUAGUCCGGAACACACUUUGAGAUCAUCCCACGAAAUGGAUAACUCAAGGGAGUCAGAUGUGCUAGCUUCUCUUCGGGGCGUAAGCCCAGGGAUCUCAGAUGCUGGGGGUGCAUUGAACGCCGCCCAAUUACACACAUCAGCGCCAUCAUCAUCAGCGAACGUGCAUGGAAGCCGAGCCAAAGCUCCUCGUUAUAAUACGGCAGGGGUGCUUGCGAGGGCAGAUCCAUAUUUUAGUGACUCUUUGGCAAAUUCGGCUUUCAUUACUCAUGUCGAUGGUACAGCCAACCAAUACCAAUCUCCUUGCCAACCAACAACAAAUCAGAUCACUCCGGCUCCUAAUUCUCCGCCAAUAAAUGAUUCAUCUGAACAAUCAUUCUCUGAAACCCUAACUACUGGCUCUUUGUCAAACGCAGUGGAUAUAUCAUCCCCUGGCUCAGACACAUACAGUCAUCGUUUUCGUCCCAGCACUACCAACCAGCCAGGUGAGACGUAUACUAGCGCCGAGGAACUUGGAUUUUCGCUAGAUGAACAACCAAGGAACGUUACUGGCCAGUCUGGGCUUGGCUCACAGGCAGAAACUGACGUUAAUGCGCCCCGCUUAAAUGUACAAUUUAUCGAACCCCUCUACGAUCCCCGCUUCAAUAUUCAACCGAUCGACCUUCUUUACGAUCCUCGAUUCAACAUACAGCCCAUUGAACCCCUAUACGAUCCGCGUUUCAACAUACAACCGAUUGAGCCCCUGUACGAUCCGCGUUUCAAUAUACAACCGAUUGAGCCACUGUACGAUCCGCGUUUCAACAUGCAACCGAUUGACUUCGUCUACGAUCCUCAUUACAACCCACAACCAAUCGAUCCCCUAUGUGAUUCGCAUUUCAACCUACAAAUCGUUGGCCUCCACGAUUCUCGCUUUACUGGGCAAUCGCCCAGCUCUCCUUUAGAUGUGCAGCCGGUCUUAGACCCGCCAUUUUCUGCGCAGUCGAGCCAGUUUCACCAGUCAUCCUCUCAUACGCAGCAAGUCACACCUGGUAUUCAGAACGAACUAUCGGCUAUUGAUUCACGCUCGCCUGAUCAGCUUGGUUCCCUUGAAUUUUCAAACCCACAUGAGCCUAGGCCUCUAUCAAGCAGUGCCCAGCUCACUCGGGUACUGGAAUGUUCAGCAUAA
This is a messenger RNA of Penicillium nucicola, 2133 nucleotides long. RefSeq lists its product as uncharacterized. NCBI's taxonomy places the organism in Eukaryota, Fungi, Ascomycota, Eurotiomycetes, Eurotiales, Aspergillaceae. The transcript is spliced from 3 exons. Bases 1 to 2133 code for a protein of 710 amino acids. The record is from RefSeq and is a predicted model, not a curated record.